This is a messenger RNA of Vitis vinifera (wine grape), 3282 nucleotides long. Its product is annotated as putative calcium-transporting ATPase 13, plasma membrane-type. Gene Ontology annotation, molecular function: P-type calcium transporter activity; ATP binding; ATP hydrolysis activity. Gene Ontology annotation, cellular component: membrane; intracellular membrane-bounded organelle. Bases 1 to 3282 code for a protein of 1093 amino acids. Lineage: Eukaryota; Viridiplantae; Streptophyta; Magnoliopsida; Vitales; Vitaceae. The record is from RefSeq and is a predicted model, not a curated record. The transcript has 2 exons. Gene Ontology annotation, biological process: calcium ion transmembrane transport.
AUGAAAGCUUCGCGGCCACAGUUGAAGUUGGAUUCUUUACGCUUUAGUAUUAAAAAAAACACGCACGUCGACACUCAAAAGUCAAAACUAAGCACUUUCGCAUCACCCAGCGCAGUCGGAGCUAUUGGUGGUUGUCUUGAGAUCCUCGAAAACGAGUCUUUUGACACUUCUGGGAAUUUCUGGCUUCAAUUUUCAUUUCCUUCAUUCUUUUUUCUUUCAUCGUGGUACGUUACUCUGUUAAAAAGCUUGUCCAGCAUUUUGCAUGUUAACUCAAGUUGCCGAGAGUCCAUACUCGAUGUGCCAGCCACCCGUGGCAGACACAACAAGAGAUGGCACUUGGCCUUUGCUACAAUCUAUUGUUCCAGGGCCCUACAUUCUCUUCUCAACAAGAAGAGCAGCAAACCCCCGGUUUCUACUCAUUCCUUUGUUGUCCUCAGUGUUGAGCCCCACCUUGCCUUCCCAAACAUUGAUCACACAAGUCUCACUGCAGUAGUGAAAGAGAAAAACUUAGACCAACUUCGCGAAUUGGGAGGAGUUGAAGGUGUGGCUGAUGCUCUAAAAACAGAUACCAAAAAUGGCAUCCAUGGUGCUGUUGAAGAUGUAGCUGAAAGGCAGGAAACGUUCGGUUCAAACACAUACCCGAGGCCGCCUACUAAAAGCUUCUUCUACUUUGUGUUGGAAGCUUUUAAGGAUCUUACCAUUCUCAUACUUCUAGCUUGUGCCACACUCUCCCUCGGUUUCGGAAUUAAAGAGCACGGGCCGAAGGAAGGGUGGUAUGAUGGUGGAAGCAUAUUCGUUGCUGUCUUUCUAGUCAUUUCUGUCUCUGCUGUGAGUAACUUCAGGCAAAACCGACAGUUCGAAAAGUUGUCUAAAGUCAGCAACAACAUCGAGGUUGAAGUCGUUCGAGGUGGGCAUCGUCAGAAGAUUUCUAUAUUUGAUAUCGUUGUUGGAGAUGUGGCUUGCUUACAAAUUGGUGACCAAGUUCCGGCUGAUGGAUUAUUCUUGGCCGGGCAUUCACUACAAGUGGAUGAAUCCAGCAUGACCGGGAAGAGUGACUAUGUUGAAGUUAAUAGCAGCCAUAAUCCAUUUUUGUUUUCUGGAACCAAAGUGGCUGAUGGAUAUGCUCAAAUGCUUGUGACAUCUGUUGGUAUGAACACAACAUGGGGGGAGAUGAUGAGCACAAUCAGCCGCGACACUAAUGAGCAAACACCCUUACAAGCCAGGCUUAACAAACUUACCUCAUCAAUAGGUAAGGUUGGUAUGGCAGUUGCCUUUCUAGUGCUCGUAGUGUCGUUGGCUCGCUAUUUCACCGGCAUCACAGAAGAUGAGAAUGGAAAUCGGGAGUUCAUUGGCAGCAACAUAAAGGCUGUUGAUAUGGUGAAUUCUAUGGUAACAAUCAUUGCGGCCGCAUUUACCAUUCUGGCUGUGGCAAUUCCAAAAGGCUUGUUGUUGGCUGUCACACUCAUUCUUACUUAUUCAAUGAAGAGAAUGAUGGCUGACCAGGCUAUGGUUCGAAAGCUCUCCGCCUGUGAGACCAUGGGCUCUGCAACUACAAUUUGUACUGAUAAAACAGGUACCCUCACUCUGAACCAGAUGAAGGUGACAAAGUAUUGGCUUGGAAAAGAACCUGUUGAAGAUUCCUCUUCAAUUGCGACAAACGUUCUCAAACUGAUUCAACAAGGAGUUGCCCUGAACACAACUGGUAGCGUUUACAAGGCUAGUUCGGGAUCUUCUAAGUUCGAGUUCUCCGGUAGUCCAACUGAAAAAGCAAUUCUUUCAUGGGCUGUGCUGGAACUUGACAUGGACAUGGAGAUAUUGAAGCAGAAUUGUACCAUUCUCCAUGUUGAAGCCUUCAAUUCUGAGAAGAAAAGAAGUGGGGUUUCAAUAAGGAGUAAGGCUGAUAACACAAUCCAUGUGCACUGGAAGGGAGCAGCAGAGAUGAUACUAGCAAUGUGUUCGAGGUACUAUGAUGCUUCUGGAAGCAUGAAAGAUAUGGAUGAUGGUGAAAGGAUGAUAUUCGAGCAAAUAAUUCAAGGUAUGGCGGCUAGCAGCCUUCGCUGCAUUGCUUUUGCACAUACACAGAUUCCAGGGGAGCAGCAUGAAAUUGGUGUAGGUCUGCAAAAUCUGAAAGAACACAGCUUGACCCUUAUAGGACUGGUAGGGAUAAAGGACCCAUGUAGACCAGGAGUGAGAAAGGCUGUGGAAGACUGCCAAUGCGCUGGAGUGAACGUCAAAAUGAUUACCGGUGAUAAUGUAUUCACUGCAAGAGCCAUGGCCACUGAAUGCGGAAUACUAAGACCUGAUCAAGACAUGACCAGUGAAGCAGUGGUAGAAGGUGAAGUAUUUCGGAACUACACCCCAGAGGAGAGACUGGAGAAAGUUGAUAAAAUCCAUGUAAUGGCUAGGUCCUCUCCCUUUGAUAAACUUCUCAUGGUACGGUGCUUGAAACAAAAAGGUCAUGUCGUUGCAGUGACGGGUGAUGGAUCAAAUGAUGCACCGGCAUUAAAGGAAGCUCACAUAGGACUUUCUAUGGGGAUACAUGGCACUGAAGUUGCUAAGGAGAGCUCAGAUAUCAUCAUCUUGGAUGAUAAUUUUACUUCUGUUGCCACGGUUUUGAGGUGGGGAAGGUCUGUUUAUGACAGUAUCCAGAAACUCGUCCAGCUCCAGCUCACAAUGAAUGUUGCAGCCCUUGUAAUCAACGUUGUAGCAGCAGUUUCAGCACGUGAAGUUCCCUUUACAGUGCUGAAAUUAUUGUGGGUGAACUUGAUUUUGGACAAGUUAUGUGCUCUAACUUUUGCCACAGGGCAGCCCACAAAGGAUCUCAUGGAGGAGCCACCUGUGCGCCGGACUCAGUCACUUAUUACCAACAUAAUGUGGAGGAAUAUAUUAGGCCAAGCAUUAUAUCAGAUAGCCGUCGUCUUGACCCUACAGUUUAGUGGAGAGUCAAUAUUCGAUGUUAAUGAGAAGGUAAAGGAUACCUUGAUCCUCAAUACUUCAGUGUUAUGCCAGGUUUUCAAUCAAGUCAAUGCAAGGAAGCUGGAGAAAAAGAAUGUGUUUGAGGGGAUGCAUAAAAACAAGUUGUUUUGGGGGAUAAUUGGGAUAACCAUUAUACUUGAGGUGGUUGUGGUAGAAUUUUUGAAGAAAUUUGCCGAUACAGAGAGGUUAAGUUGGAAACAAUGGGGCGCAUGCAUUGGGAUGGCAGCCCUAUCUUGGCCGAUCGGAUGGGUUGUGAAGUGCCUACCUGUUUCAGACAAACCAUUUCUCAGUUAUUUAAAUUGGUAG